AUGACCUCAGAACCGGCCUCGACAAACGACGACCAGAGAAUUGGCGCUGAACAACGGCAUGAAGGGUCGGCUGGAGAAGUGAAUGGGGCAGAGGUGGAAAGGCUUCAUCAUGAGCAACAGGCGGAGCCAGAAGGUGUCUCCGUGGCGAAGGACGCGGCAGAAAUGGGGAAAGGGGAGGAGAAGAGGGUAUCAACAACCUGGCCUGGUGGACUUCCGCCUAGCCCGCCAUUAACAAGGUCUAGUCUGGAAGUGGAUAGUCGAAUGGACGCAGACGACUUCUCACCUACCGUCGAAGGCCACCAGUCACAUGCUAAAGUCAAGCUAGACAGCGACGACGACAAUUCGGAGGAUGACGACGAGCCAAAGCCAUCAUCGACUGCAGUUCCUCGCAAACCCUCACGUAUAGAUUUGGACGCGAAGCUGGAGCCGCAACCUUGGGACCUUGUCGAGCCGCCUCCUAAUAAUAAUGCUGGACCCGCAACUAAUGGAGAGUACUACGCUUCACUCAGUGGAAGGAAGUACAAUACCCUGUCUUCUGCGCGAGCAAAAGCGCUGAUACCCAAGUCUUCUUACUAUUUUGGGCCACCCCCUUCAGACUCGGCUUAUGGAACACGACCUGUGGGGCAGAUCGGCCUCCAUCAUCCACGAGAAAUACUUCGUGUCGAGCGAGACUAUACCGGUGGAGAGUUGAUUCAAUUCGCUCCCAUUUACCCUCUCGAACUUGAAGGACGGAUUACUCCAACGCAGUUCCUCGAGUCGAUUAACGAGAUAAACGAAGUACUCAUCUCGGCACAUAGUCUUCGACACUCGUUUCUCGACAACAUGCUUGCUGUAUUCACGUUGCAGCUCUCCCGAGCGGUUCUCGCCUCACAUUAUGACAAGGAGAUGCGUCGCCUAGAAACACUCAUACGCGACCUCAAUGUGGAGGUAUAUAAUCCUGUGGGCCUCAAUAUUCUGUGGCCACGACGGGUGGCUUUCCUCUUUUGUGUGUCUCGUUUAUUCUCCCGAUACUUUCGUUGA
Mycena indigotica is the source of this 1020-nucleotide messenger RNA. Its product is annotated as Golgin subfamily A member 7. Gene Ontology annotation, cellular component: extrinsic component of endoplasmic reticulum membrane; endoplasmic reticulum palmitoyltransferase complex. Gene Ontology annotation, biological process: peptidyl-L-cysteine S-palmitoylation; protein targeting to membrane. The record is from RefSeq and is a predicted model, not a curated record. NCBI's taxonomy places the organism in Eukaryota, Fungi, Basidiomycota, Agaricomycetes, Agaricales, Mycenaceae. Bases 1 to 1020 code for a protein of 339 amino acids. The transcript is spliced from 4 exons.